This is a messenger RNA of Triticum turgidum subsp. durum (durum wheat), 1032 nucleotides long. The record is from the annotation of a GenBank genome assembly. Lineage: Eukaryota; Viridiplantae; Streptophyta; Magnoliopsida; Poales; Poaceae.
AUGGGAUGGGGAAGCAGGAAACAGCAACACGGGACGCCGUCACGCGCAUCGGAGCAAGGAGGCGAGCGCAAGGGCGGUGGCAAGAGCAAGGCCUUCUCCUUCUCCUUCUCGCCGCUCUCGUGGCUCGCUAAGAUAGCCGCCAAGCCCAAGCGCACGCCCGCGUCCACGCACGAGGGCCGCGGACCCGGUGCGAGUGCCGCUGCCGCCGCCCCGCCGUUCAAGUCGGCCCUUCCCGAGCGCGCCAGCCCGGCUAAGGUGGCGAUCGCGCCGGCGGGCCGGCUCAGCUCGCCCUCGCCGCGUCGCUCGCCUGCUGUUCUGCGGCGGCUGUUUGUUGGCAACGACAACGCGGAGGCCGUGGCCGCGCGCGUGCGCCAUCGCCCUGCCGCCGCCGUCGUCGCCACCGAAGAAGUCGUACCAAGGCGGCUCUCUGUUGGCAACGACAGCGCCGACGCCGUCGCCCCGCGCCGGCACUGCAGACCCCGGCGCCACUGCUCCGUCGGCGGUGACCGUGACCUCCAGGCGCCGCUCGGCAAACACAUCCCCUUCUCCCUCGCCGGCUCCCCAGCGCAGCCACGGCCUCCUCCACAGGCGGCAGCAGCUGCGGCACCGUCGGACACGGACGGCGGCGGCGCUCGGCUGAGGCGUCGGCACCGUGGCCGCCGGCACCGCCGCAGCGUCAGCGGCGGCCGGAGAUCGUCGUUCUCCGGAAAGGUGACGCUGCGGGUGAAGGUGCGGUCGCCGCGGCGGUCAGCGCCGGAGCUGGAGAGCCUCGCCGUGGUGCGGCGGACGCGGGACCCGCAGAGGGCGUUCCGGGAGUCGAUGUCCGAGAUGAUCGCGAGCAGCGGAGGGACCGACGCCCGGCCGGAGGAGCUGGAGCGGCUGCUGGCGUGCUACCUCGCCCUCAACGCCGACGAGCACCACGACUGCAUCGUCAAGGUCUUCUGCCAGGUCUGGUUCGAUCACGUCAACCUGCCGCCGCCUCGACGGGGCAGGGACCGGGAGGAACACCCCGGACGGCACGCGAGGCCGUAA